Molecule: messenger RNA, 3170 nt
Organism: Schistocerca serialis cubense
Lineage: Eukaryota; Metazoa; Arthropoda; Insecta; Orthoptera; Acrididae
Gene: JMJD5
Product: bifunctional peptidase and arginyl-hydroxylase JMJD5
Exons: 8
Coding region: 203-1417 (404 amino acids)
Cellular component (GO): nucleus
Molecular function (GO): histone H3K36 demethylase activity
Source: RefSeq, a predicted model, not a curated record
GUGCCAUGUGUAUGAUAUGAUAAUAGGAAAAAAAGUACUUUCGCCUUACGCAUCUACAUGUUAUUGGUCCAGAGAUUCUAACAAUCUAUCACGAGCAGAGAUGUAAUUUGCGGGCGCAAUUUGAAACGCAUGUGAGCAGUAAUGAGAAUUUUAGAAGAAUUUGUGUAUGUGAUCUGUUAUUUGUCGUAUUACCUGACUUGGAAUGGAGACUAUAGUGAAGUUGAUAGGUGGUCUCAUUCCGGACGAUCUUUUAUCUUUUUUGCCAAAAGAAGUACACCCUGCCACUCUUUACCUGCUUCGUGUGGCACUUAAUCAUCAGAAUAGUGGCUAUGUAGAUGCUGUUCUGGAUUUCACCUGGGAACAACUGAAUACUGGACAUUGGUGUAAUGUUCCUGUGUGGUUGAGGCAAGUUUACACUGUUGCAGCCCUCAUCAAGGUCAAACUUUCUUUAUCUGAAACGCAAGAUCAGCCGUCAGAAGAGACCAUAAUGCAUCAGAAUGUGAUGGAGAUAUUGGACAUGGGGUUGCUGCUUGGAGCACCACUUGCAGCACCUGCCCCUGAUCUAUCUGAUCUUGCCCGUAUUCUCUCUGAGAAUAUUUCAAAAGAUGUGGAUAUGAAACCUCUAGCAGUAUCAGAAAUCAAAAGGCAGAGAUUGUUAGCCUCAGAUAUCAGUGGCAUUCAUGGUACACCAGUACCUACAGUGGAAUGUCCAUCACUUGAAAGUUUCUACGCCAUGUAUUUUAAACCACUUGUACCAGUUAAGAUUACAGGUUGCAUGUCCCAUUGGCCAGCUAUGGAGCGAUGGACUGACUUCACUUACCUUCAAGCUAAAGCUGGUGCCCGCACUGUUCCUGUGGAAUUAGGUCCUCACUACUUGCAUCCUGACUGGAGUCAAAAGCUGAUGACAGUUGGCACAUUUAUUAAGGACUACGUAAGAAAUCCAGAAUCGGGAAAAGAUGUGGGUUAUCUUGCUCAGCAUCCUCUUUUUGAUCAGAUCCCAGAGCUUAAAGAUGACAUUAGAAUACCAGAUUACUGCUGCCUUAGUUCUGAGGACAAAAAUGAAGAACAGAGUGAAGAUCCAGACAUCAAUGCUUGGUUUGGGCCUCAGGGUACUGUUACACCAUUGCAUUAUGACCCAAAACAUAACUUGUUAGCACAGGUUAUAGGUGAAAAAAGAGUACUUCUUUAUUCACCAACUGAUUCGGAUGCCUUAUAUCCUCCAAAAAGUGGCUUGGUUACUAACACGGCCCAAGUAGACCCGGAAGCACCUGAUUAUGAAAGUUUCCCUUUGUACAAAGAAAUCUCAGCAAUGGAAACUGUGCUCUUGCCAGGAGAGAUGCUGUACAUUCCACCUGGAUGGUGGCACCAUGUAAGAGCUUUAUCUACCAGUUUCUCUGUUAGUUUCUGGUGGAUGUGAAAUUAAACAACAAAUAAGCAAAAUCUGAAGAAGAAAGAUAAUGCAAAGAAUUGUUGGAUAAAUGUAUUCGUUUAAAGAUCACAAAACAGAUAAUUUACCAGUGUGAUGAAGCAGAGCUAUUAUUUUGUGAAGUAUUAUUAUAACUAAAGCACUUAAAUUCGUAUAUAAUCAAAAUUAUAAGCAUAAAUUCUAAUGUGAAAAUGAAAUAACUCAUUCAUAUUCCAGAAUUUGAGUACCGGAUGUAAAAAUUAGAAAAUUGAAAGUUCAGUGAUGGCACAUUCAAGAAUUGUGAGAUUUUAUUGGGUUUAAGGUAGAGAUUUGAUGAUCCAGAGGUUUUGUGUUUGAUCCUGAAUCCCCAGUUGCUACUAGAAUUUUAUUCUGGCAGUUAAUGUCACAUUUGUAACCAACACACUUCGUGUUCAUUAAAAAGACUGUGUAAUCUGUGUUUGCAAUUAAAUUACACAUUCACUAUUAUUACUGUCCUUCGUGCAUUGUUUGGCUGAUUCUGUUUUGGAUCAAAUGGCUACAUAAGUAUGCCGCCUUCAAAAUGUUGUUAAGCAUUGUGGAGUUUUCAGAUUAAUAUCAUUACUUUUAUGAUUUGUUGUGGAAACGUCAGUAUUGGUCUGCUUGGAUUCGGAUGAUGAACACUAUCAUUAUUAGAGAAACAAAAAAGCAGAAUUUUUGGACGAUUUUUUCAGGUGGAAAAAUUGACAAUGAUCUAUUUAAUUUUGAUAAAGGAUGUGAUUUAAGGUGUAUUUACCCUUUUUAUGCUCUCCUGUAAUGUUUUUCAAUGUCUGUUCUGCAUGAUUUAUUGAGUAUAGAUAAAAAGAGAUGUACUAUGUUGCUGAAAUUAGUAAUUUUAACUAAGUGUGCUAAAAUGCUGCAAAAAUGAAAUUUAAAGUGUUAUCCUGAUACCCAGCAGUGCCUUUUAAUAGAAUACAACCUAUGCUCAAUAAAUAUGGUGAAGAAUUUGCAGGAAAUAUGGUAUGUUUGUGAACUAAAUAUGCAUAUUGGGCAAAGGCAACGUGUGAGAUGAGCUUACGUUAAGCAUCCGUAUGGUUCUGGAUUGAAGCAUUGUCCUUAUUGGUGUUUCAUCCAAGGCAAGAAGAGUAAGUAUUUAGCAGGGGCAAGAUACAGUGAAUCAAAGGAAGGAUGGAGCAAAAUAACCCCUUUAAAUGCAAAGGAGCCGCUGCACAGUAUGGCAGUAUAGGGCGGGCUGCGCAUCGUUAUGCAGUAUUGCCAGGGUCCAUUUGUUUAAGUAUUGUGGUGCACGUCUCAUUCACUCUAGUUUGUGGCCAAAAAUUUUCACAUAGGUAGCUGCUUUCAGUGCCCUGAAUUGGAUCAUUUUACCUGUAACCUUUCAGGAUUUCAUUAACCCUGAGCAAAGCCACAUCAUGCUUUGCCUCAUCAAUUCAAAAUUGUACUUCAAGCAACACAACUCGUCACCCAUAAAGGUCCAUUCAGGAAAGGUGGGGUCUCUAUCCACUGUUAGUGAUUUAUUUGGGAAUAAAUCUGGAACCAUAUGCUCUUUUUGGAUUUUUUAUACAAUUUAUUGUACGAUUAACAUAUCAUUAGAUGGAUGUGUUAAAAGAACAUUAUAUCAUGGGCCAAGUGCAGCUAGAUGCUGGGGAAAACAGCAGAACUUUAGCUGUUGAUAGUUAAAUGUUUUUGAAAAGGAAAGGUUGUUAUUGCUAAUUUAAAUCACAGUUGCAGUAUGUCAUCCAUAAUUGAUAGAUUAAAACUGCCACCCCCC